This is a messenger RNA of Asterias rubens (European starfish), 3048 nucleotides long. Its product is annotated as glutamic acid-rich protein-like. The coding region runs from base 119 to 730 and encodes 203 amino acids. NCBI's taxonomy places the organism in Eukaryota, Metazoa, Echinodermata, Asteroidea, Forcipulatida, Asteriidae. The transcript is spliced from 5 exons. The record is from RefSeq and is a predicted model, not a curated record.
ACACACACUUGUACUUCCUUCUUUGUGAUUCAGCGUGCACUAGUUCGUUCCGUUGAGCUUCUUCUUCUUUUCAUUUUAUCAUCAUUUCAUCAAUUUUUACCACAAAACACGUCGAAAAAUGGCCGACAGUGCACCACAGCUUGUUAGGGACAACACAAUGACCGUCACAGCAAAGGAGGGUGUUGAGUUCUUGAAGUCCCAAGGAGCUGACCACCUUGUUCCAGAAGACCCUGACAAGCCUCAAGUCCAGAGAGACAGUACAAUUCAAGCAACAGUCAAGGAUAGUGAAGCAAUCCUGAAGGAUGCAAAUAUUGAUCAGGAUAUCAGGACAAGAGGAGAACAGCAACGUCUUCAAGAUAUAACUGAGGAAGGUAAAGAUGAUGAACCACCCAGGGUGCCACGUGACCUCACCAUCAAGGAAACAACAAAGGAAGCUCAGGGUUUUCUUGGGGAUACUCCAAUUGGUGAAACUCGCUCCCAGACACAACAGAUGGUGAAGACAACAGAGGAGGAAGAGGAUGAUGAAGAAGAAGAGGAGGAUGAGGAUGAUGAUGGAGUUGAAGAUGACUUGGUAGAUGAGGUCGGCAAUGGAGAUGAAGAAGAUGAUGAUGUGCCAAACUUAAAGAGAACUCAUACCAUGGCUGAGACACUUGAGGAAGGAGAGGACUUUUUGAAGAGACAGAAGACCAAUGGAGAUGUAGUGGAGAAGGAAACCACAGGUGAUGCUUAAUCUAGAAACUCAUCUUAUUGACAAAUCAAGAUGAAUCUGUAGAAAGACAUUUUGUUGGUAUUUGGAAUUCCUGUUUGUUGUUUGUAGAUGUAAUCUAUAGGUUAUAACUUAAAAAAGCUUCUAGAAUUUUUUAGAAUUUGUUGACUUACUGCAUAUUUUCUGCUCUUGCGCUCAACAUAGAUUCACUACAUGUUACUGUGUUUUGGUUAUUGUGGCUUGUGUUAUCCAAAGAAACUAUUAAUGUUUUAGUUUAAUAAAAUAAAAACCAGUUUUCAUGUUUAUCAUGCACACCUUAUACUUGCUUGCCAAAACUCAAAAGCUUUAACUUGACUGUGUUUUUAACCAUACUCAAGACAAUAUUUUUUCUAUAUAAAGAAAUUGCUUUUGAUAAAUAAAAAACCUGAACAUAAAAAACAAAUGUUUUCAGAAUUUGAAGCAAAAGAGUUGGUUCAAUUGGAAAGUGCAUAUUAAACGUUACAAUGUAUGCAAACUGGACAAGUUACCAUAUUGUACAGGAAGCAGUGAUGUUUAUAAUAUAUCUGUGGUCCUAUUUCAACCACAUUUUUUCCGAAUGCCAUUUUUUUACUGUUAAUACGCUGAUUAUAGUACAGAGUUCAUGAUUUGUUGAAGUGCAUGAAAUAUAAGCUCAGUAAUAUUUGUGCAAGGUUGGACCGGUGGACUCGUUUGGAACUCCUGUAUAGUGACAUUUCAAUACCUUUACACUCGCCCACUUAUACAUUGACAGUAAUCACUGGGCCUCAUUGUGUUCAAUCAGAUAAGUUAUGCCUUGAAAAAUAACCACUGACCCUUUGUCCUACAUUUACACAUAAUUCCCUUUAUUUCAUAUAUGGCAUCUUUUUCAAAUACUAUAUAAUUUGAAAUUAAUCAUGUGAUAAGGUCACAAUUGUUUUUACAUUUUAUAAUAUCUAUAUUUGUAUAAUUUGUAAACAAACAUUUUUAGUAAUUAUUUCAAAAUUCCCCCCUCUAAGUUAUAAAUCCCUUUUAUGUGUAUAUAAAAAGUAAAAUCACUUUUUCAUAAAAACGAAAAGUGGUGAGGUAAAUGCUGCUGCCUUAUUGAGAAUGAACCUGAUUAGAUUGAAGUUAUGUGAGUAUGUGGUUUGAGAAUUGUUAAUAACUCUCCAACUGGAAUACAAAAUGGUAAUUGUAUUGAAAUGAAUUUGUGCUGGACGCAAUUAAUGGUGAAGCAGAUAUGAUAGUGUGAUAGUUGUUUGGAAUGAUUGUUGGAAGAUGAAAUGCAGCAUUAGUGGUGUGUCAGUAUAUGAAGAUUAACCAAGUAUUAUCAACAAUAUAAAACUUUCAUCCCAUUCAGUAGAUCCAAGUGAAAAACUCUGUAUUUAUCCACUUUGUAAGGAUGAAUGUGUGGAUCAAAUGUCAUUGUUGCAUGCAUGAUAUGGAAUCAUAACAGUUUCUAAGUGUGAUGCAACAUCCAGAAUUUCAUGUAUUGUUAAAUAUUAAUGUUUUUAAUAUUGAGACACUUCAAUUUGGCAAUUAAUGCAAGUAAAUUUUCCAGUUAACUAUGGAUUUGUUCACUGGCUUAUAUUAUUUACACACAUCUCAUUCAAAGUAUACUUAACUGCUCUGAAGAAGCUUUCAAUUGAAAAUGUUUUCCUAUUCUGGCCGUAAUUUUUUGUUGUAACUUAACAGUACACGUGCUGCACUUGUUCCUAUAAUCGACACAGGGUAAAAGGCCAGUGGUUACACCCAGUGCGAAUAUGUAAGAUUUAAAUGUUGAUCAGUUUAGCAGGUAACUCAAUUAUAUCCAAGUCCAUAGUUGAACAAAUCACUGCUUCGCUUCUCCUAAUUAAACAAAAUUACACUAUGCUACAUUUCUUCUGUAUAAAAGAGCUCAUAUUUUAACUGUUAAAAAAGCAAGUCCAUCAACGAAAUGUGAAUAAGUAGGAACUUGUAACUCUUUUAGGUGCUAUAUACUGUUUUGUAGUUUAUGAAAGUCGCUUCAAAUUAAUGGUACAUUCAUGUUGUAACUUGUUAUAAAGUUGUUCAGUUGGCAGCGUUCUUUAUCAUGAGUAAUAUAUUUAUGUACAAAUAUUCAAAAUCAGUUGUUUUAAUGAACCAUUUAUUUCAAGCAAAUUCUCAAACAAUUUAUACAUGUAUUAUGAAAUAAACAUCGGGUAAUAUUUAUACUUUAAACAACUUUCACAUUUUUUUAAAGAUCAAGGCUUUUAAAGAAAUAUGUGCUGAAAUGUGUUGAACUACAUGUUAUUUGAAAUCCAUUUGUAAUUGUUUAAUUAUUAAGAAACAGUUGAAAUAAAAGUGUUGAUGCUUUUCUUACCCUUGAA